AUGCUGCUUCCACGAUUGACUCAGAGAGCCAAUUGCUCAUUGCGGGCUACAAGAAGAACAUCACAAUAUAUCCGUUCAAUCUCAUCAACUUCCUCCUUCCGCGCACAAAAUGACGAACCUCGCCUUAACAAGGUCUCUGCGACCAUCACCCAGCCAAAAUCCCAGGGAGCUUCGCAAGCCAUGUUAUACGCAACCGGCAUCACAGACGAGGGAUUGAGUAAAGCACAAGUAGGAAUAUCCUCAGUAUGGUAUUCAGGAAACCCGUGUAAUAUGCAUCUUCUGGAUCUCAACCACAAAGUGAAGGAAGGUGUUGAGAAAGCGGGGCUGAUUGGAUAUCAAUUCAACACCAUUGGUGUAUCUGAUGGAAUUUCAAUGGGCACCAAAGGAAUGCGAUACAGUCUUCAAUCAAGAGACCUGAUUGCAGAUAGUAUCGAGACUGUUAUGGGAGGACAAUGGUACGAUGCCAACAUCUCGAUUCCAGGAUGCGACAAGAAUAUGCCAGGAGUUAUGAUGGCGAUGGGUCGUGUCAACCGUCCUAGUCUUAUGGUUUACGGAGGAAGUAUCAAGCCAGGUUGUGCUAAAACCCAGAACAAUGCGGAUAUCGAUAUCGUGUCUGCUUUCCAAGCUUAUGGUCAAUUUAUCACGGGCGAGAUUACUGAGGAAGCACGUUUCGAUGUUAUCAGACAUGCCUGCCCUGGUCAAGGAGCAUGUGGAGGUAUGUACACAGCCAACACGAUGGCAACGGCAAUUGAAGUUAUGGGUAUGACUUUACCUGGAUCAUCAUCAAAUCCUGCCGAUUCGAAAGCCAAAUACAUGGAGUGUCUUGCUGCUGGUGGCGCCAUUCGUAAAUUGCUUGUGGAAGAUAUCCGGCCAAGAGACAUUAUGACACGUCUGGCCUUUGAGAACGCCAUGAUUGUGGUCAACAUUACUGGCGGAUCUACAAAUGCAGUUCUUCACCUGAUCGCUAUCGCUGACAGCGUUGGCAUUAAACUUACAAUUGACGACUUCCAGGCUGUAUCAGAUCGAACUCCUUUCUUGGCGGACUUGAAGCCAUCUGGAAAAUAUGUCAUGAACGACCUCUACAACAUCGGAGGAACGCCCGCUCUUCUCAAAUUUCUUUUGAAGGAGGGCGUGAUUGAUGGGUCCGGUAUGACUGUUACUGGACAGACUCUCGCCAAGAAUCUCGAAGCUGCCCCAGACUUCCCUGCUGAUCAGGAUAUCAUCCGUCCAUUUUCAAAACCUAUCAAGCCAACUGGCCAUAUUCAGAUCCUUCGUGGCUCACUCGCACCAGGUGGAUCUGUAGGAAAGAUUACUGGUAAAGAAGGAUUACGGUUCGUAGGAAAAGCGAAAUGCUACAACGAUGAGGACGACUUUAUUGCCGCACUCGAGGCUGGUGAGAUCAAAAAGGGUGAGAAGACCGUUGUUGUCAUCAGAUACGAAGGGCCAAAAGGUGGACCAGGUAUGCCUGAGAUGUUGAAGCCAUCCUCUGCUAUCAUGGGAGCUGGUCUUGGUAACGAUGUUGCCUUGAUCACUGAUGGACGUUUCUCUGGAGGAUCUCACGGCUUCUUAAUCGGACACAUUGUACCAGAGGCUCAAGAGGGUGGACCAAUUGGAUUGGUCAGAGACGGUGACAAGGUCAUCAUUGACGCAGAAACCCGCGUUCUCGAUUUGGAAGUUGGUCCAGAGGAGUUGGCCAGGCGGACAAAGGAGUUCAAGGCACCACCUCCGAAGUAUACGAAGGGUACUUUGGCGAAAUACGCGAAGCUGGUGAGCGACGCCAGUCAUGGAUGUGUAACUGAUGGCCCGAUAUAA
This is a messenger RNA of Glarea lozoyensis ATCC 20868, 1812 nucleotides long. Its product is annotated as IlvD/EDD N-terminal. The transcript is spliced from 2 exons. Gene Ontology annotation, cellular component: mitochondrion. Bases 1 to 1812 code for a protein of 603 amino acids. NCBI's taxonomy places the organism in Eukaryota, Fungi, Ascomycota, Leotiomycetes, Helotiales, Helotiaceae. The record is from RefSeq and is a predicted model, not a curated record. Gene Ontology annotation, biological process: branched-chain amino acid biosynthetic process. Gene Ontology annotation, molecular function: dihydroxy-acid dehydratase activity.